Messenger RNA from Prorocentrum cordatum, 454 nucleotides. The record is from the annotation of a GenBank genome assembly. NCBI's taxonomy places the organism in Eukaryota, Dinophyceae, Prorocentrales, Prorocentraceae.
GCUCCAGCCGUCCCAAUCGAGCAGCACCAGCUGUGCAUCCAGAAACCGACCACGCUCAGGACCAGGGCUAUGGGCGUCCUCACCGCUCGCGGAAAGACGCUCCUCAAAGCUCGCCAGUGCCGCGUGGUGCUUCUGUCGGCGGAGGGGGCUGGGGCCCACUCCGCAGCGGCGGUGCGCGGCGGCGACCUGGUCGCCGCGGGCUCGCUUCGGUGCCAUCUGCCCUUGGAGGGCGCCUCCGCCGAGCUCCCCACGCUGACGGUCAAGGGCAGCGGGCACUUCUCCCUCCAGUGCACCGCCGCCACCGUGCUCACGGUGGAGGCCGGCAGGCCGCGCGGGCGAGGUGAGCUCUGCACGUGCAUGGGGAGGCGCCCGGCCUGCCUCCGGGGAUGCCCCCGGGUUCUCUCCUGGGCUUCGACGGGUCCGCGCUGGAGAGCUCGGGCCGAACGAAAGGGGG